AUGUUGAAUGCCUCUUUCCUUACGUAUUCCGUGUACAUGACGAGUAUUGAUGAGCCAGACCCAGCGAUGGUGACCCUCACCUCGGUGCUCCUUGAGACUGUUCAUCCAACGUCGGUCAUCACUGAAGCAGUUACUGUUACUGUCAGCCCAACAGCUGUUCAUUCAGACGUUUCAUCCCUUAAGAAUAUUCAGCCAGAGAUAGUUCAGUCCCAGCAGACUCCCCAGACGUGGCCGAAGAUCGAGACCACCCAGUCGAUUGUUGAAUCGCCAACUACUCAACCUUCGACAACAUCGGAAGAAAUGGCGUCCUUGAUCACAUCAAGCUCAUCAAGUUCAUCAUUCCUGCAACCGCUUAGGUCUUCGCAUACCUCCGAAGUCGUAGUGUUCUCCACAAAUGCAGAUACGCGCACGAGUGUUGAUGACUUAACAUUGAUCAGCCCUUCGAGCUCAGAGACACCAUCACUAUCAUCCACCCGAUCAAGCAUCUCGAUCAUGUCGAUAAGCCCUACCUUCGCAAAUAUGACACCAGCUUCAACUGUGGCAUCUCACUUAUCAACUCAUCUCCCCACUUCUACGACUAUGGUCAGUAUCUUUGCAGGAUCAAGCACCCCAACCAAAGACACUCCAACCGACAAAACAAACCACCGAAAAGUAGGUGCUAUCGUUGGUGGGACUGUUGGAGCCGCAACAUUCCUCGCACUUAGCUUCCUGGCCCUUUUCCUCAUUCGUCGCAAACGAAGAUCCAACCCACACAGACGCCAAAACAGCAGACAGGGACUUCUCCAAAGCAGAGACUCGACGAGUUCAUUCCGAGGCCACACCCGCAGCAUCUCUCAACCCUACUUCUCCGGGAAUGACAGCAGCUGCAUUCCAUCCGCUCCGGUCUUCCCCGCUCAACGAAGCCAGUCAAUGUCCAAUGACCGCCCUGCUCCAAUGUUCGGAGCGUCAAUCCAGAGCCCAUACUGGGAAAAGGCCUAUUUUCAAGGUGAAAACCACUUUGUCUUCACGGAGGACCCACUUGACCAAGGUCCCGAGAAAAGCCCUGUUUCGCCUAUCAUUGAGAUCUUCCCCCCAUCUCGCUCGGCAUCAAAUUACUCCAAAAAGUCAGGUCACGGUGAUUUGGGCGUCCCACAAUUUCGCCCAGAAUCAUAUCCUAACUUUCAUCGGACAAGCUCAUCUCGCCAGACAAGCUCUUAUCGACCUGGUGAGAGUAACUUGACUCUUCCGGAUACGUGCAGCCAAGGAUCCAAGUUCAACUCACCCGGGUCUCGGGAUAGCGUCCGCAGUGACCCCUUUGAUCUGGAGCCACCUGCCGAUAUCCUACACAAGGGAGCGCCUGUGCCGUCCCCGCAAUCUUUCUGGAGUUUUCGCUUUUAA
This is a messenger RNA of Penicillium odoratum, 1377 nucleotides long. RefSeq lists its product as uncharacterized. The transcript has a single exon. Lineage: Eukaryota; Fungi; Ascomycota; Eurotiomycetes; Eurotiales; Aspergillaceae. The record is from RefSeq and is a predicted model, not a curated record. Bases 1 to 1377 code for a protein of 458 amino acids.